Messenger RNA from Pseudophryne corroboree (corroboree frog), 1619 nucleotides. RefSeq names its product homeobox B2 (gene HOXB2). Gene Ontology annotation, molecular function: RNA polymerase II cis-regulatory region sequence-specific DNA binding; DNA-binding transcription factor activity, RNA polymerase II-specific. The transcript is spliced from 2 exons. The record is from RefSeq and is a predicted model, not a curated record. The coding region runs from base 212 to 1234 and encodes 340 amino acids. Gene Ontology annotation, biological process: regulation of transcription by RNA polymerase II. NCBI's taxonomy places the organism in Eukaryota, Metazoa, Chordata, Amphibia, Anura, Myobatrachidae. Gene Ontology annotation, cellular component: nucleus.
GUGAAAAUGCACUCUCUUCUUAGCAGGCCUUCCAUUUUAUUGGCCAGAUAGAGUCAUGUGACCAGGAAUUGGCUGUAUGUCGCCCAGUCUCCAGAUUAAUACAGCAGGGUCCCCAUACUCCUGAUUUAUGCGCAAUAUACAAUAAUAGGGCCUCUGGAUUAUUGGGACCCUAAUAUUUCCUCUCCCACCCCUAGGCUGGCCCGGGGUAGCCAUGAAUUUUGAAUUUGAGAGGGAGAUCGGAUUUAUAAACAGCCAGCCUUCGCUAGCAGAGUGCCUGACGUCCUUCCCUGCUGUCCUGGAGACAUUUCAAACUUCAUCAAUCAAGGACUCGACAUUAAUUCCUCCUCCUUUUGAGCACACCAUCCCCAGCCUGAAUCCGGGCUCCGGCGGCCAGGCGAGGUCCAGGAGCCAAAAACGGUUAGAUAAUGGCCUUGUCCAAAAGCCUAUGCUGCAGCCUGGCCACUUGGCUACUGAGUUUCCCUGGAUGAAAGAAAAGAAAUCAGGCAAGAAGAGCAACCAAGGAUCUCCUGCAGCUCCCUUGCCAGCGCCAGAGUCUGUAGGAGAACCUCCAGCAGAACCGCCCGUGAUCCAGGACUCCAACAGCGGCUCCAGGAGGCUGAGGACAGCCUACACCAACACCCAGCUGCUGGAGCUGGAGAAGGAGUUCCACUUCAAUAAGUAUCUGUGCCGGCCCCGGCGGGUGGAGAUCGCGGCUCUGCUGGACCUCACCGAGAGGCAGGUCAAGGUCUGGUUCCAGAACCGGAGGAUGAAGCACAAGAGACAGACCCAGCACAAGGACCAGCAGGAAGGAGAUCUGACUUUCUCUAACUUAGAAGACUGCGAUCCCACAGACGACGGAGAUGAGAGCCCACCCUACCACCAAGGAUUAGACAGCAAUGACUCCUUCAGGGAGACAGAACCUUACACGCCCGAGACCCCCAAACUGCUAAUCAGUCAGCAGCUUCUUUCAGGCAAGGAAUCCAGUUCCAGGAGCCCCCUCUACCCGACACCCACCAGUGAGACUGACCCCAGAAUAGAGGUGGGUAGCAUGGACAAUGUCCUCUCAGAAAGCCAGGACAACUCCUUAUUGUCAGAGCUGACUUUAUUCUCGUCAGACUCCUGCCUACACAUUUCAGACGGAUCCCUCCAUAGCCCUGUCCACUUCUCACAGGAAGAUAUCGACUUUCUCACUAGCACACUUUGCAGCAAAGAUCUCCACAACUUAGAUUUUUAAAAUGUGAAAUUAUUAUUAUUAUUAUUAUUAUUAUUAUUAUUAUUACUACUACUACGAACAGAUCUGCUACCUACAGUAUCAUUUACAUUUAUUUAUUUAUUUAUUUAUGUAUUGUAUUUGCUUAACAGAAGUCAAACAAGGCCAUCUCAUUAUUUUUAUUUUAUUUUUGAUGAUUACAAUAUAUAUAUAUAUAUAUAUAUAUAUAUAUAUAUGUUACAAAAAGAAAAUAUAACAAAUGGCUUGUAAAUUUCUUUAGUGACGUCUCAGGAAUUCAAAUGUUGGUUUUGAUUGAAUAGACAGGCAUUUUACGUUUUAGAGUAUUUAUUUAAAAUUUAUUAGCAAUUUGAUAAUUUAUUGGACUUUAUUUUCAUAGACUGUCUUUAUA